Ochlerotatus camptorhynchus is the source of this 4442-nucleotide messenger RNA. It is a transcript of the gene PIP5K59B, whose product is annotated as Phosphatidylinositol 4-phosphate 5-kinase 59B. NCBI's taxonomy places the organism in Eukaryota, Metazoa, Arthropoda, Insecta, Diptera, Culicidae. Gene Ontology annotation, biological process: phosphatidylinositol phosphate biosynthetic process. Gene Ontology annotation, cellular component: plasma membrane. Gene Ontology annotation, molecular function: 1-phosphatidylinositol-4-phosphate 5-kinase activity. The record is from RefSeq and is a predicted model, not a curated record. The coding region runs from base 1107 to 3884 and encodes 925 amino acids. The transcript has 15 exons.
CAGAAUAAGUUAUUGAUUUGCCAUAGAGCUGACCGGAGUUGUCGUAGACGUAGGGAAACGAUAGCUACAGUGGCAGCCCAAGGGAGAAAAAACGGGAAAAAGUAGUGAUUUUUCGUUCGUUCGAUCGUGAAAAUGAAUUAACAGUGGCAGAAACACAUAGCAGCACCAGCAGCAGCGAUAUUGAAGGCAAUCGCAACCCCGAGGACGGAACGCGGCGGCGGUGGGUGUGUUUGUUCGCGUCGCGAUUUGCGGAAAAAAUCUCGGAGAAAGGCCUACCAUUCCACUACUGUUUCUCGUUAUCAUCAUCCCUGGUGUCGGUCGUCGUAACACACACGGGGCGGAUACGGGCUGGAAUCGGAAUCCAAGGCAAGAGAGAACCGUCAGCUAGUGGGCAGUGGAGGAGGCCUCUUUUCCCGUCGUGCCGUUUGUUGUCAGGUUCAGAGGCGAAGAGGAAAGUGUUGGCCACGGUUAGCCAUUUCGAUUUGCGAUAAGUAGUUUACGUGAUAAGGUCCGCGAUUCGGAUUGGUGGCUGCCUCGUCGAAACGAAAAUUAUUGCUACUGGCUGGAAGAAGCAGGAGCGGAUCCGUGCCAAGUGUCAGAUUGAAUAGAUGAAAAAAAAGUGCAUGUUUUACGUGUGUGUUGUGUUGGAGAAAAUUUGACGGAAAGCGAAAAUCGAUCCUCUUAAGGGUAGAAGGAGCUCUGGAGCUUCCGGGUGGAAUGUGGAAAUCUUCCGAAUUCCUAGUGUUGUUCUAAAAAAAAAAUUCAAAGGAAAAAAAGGUUCCUCCCCUAAAUGGUGGAAGCAAUAGUAAAGUCGAUGAAAAAAAAAAUCCAAUAAAAAAGAGCUGUGUUAGUUUUGCGUGGUGAGAAGAAAGUGUGAAAGAAAGCAGCACUAGCGAAAAAAAAAGUAAAGUUUCACUUCCCUUCGAUGGAAAUGUAAAGAAGGAAAAGAAGAAAAAGAAAUACGAAGCAUCAGCAAAAAAAAAAAAUACCAAACAUUGGAAGCGAUAUCCUCUUCGGACGAGACGGCGGCUGCGGCUCUGAUUGUUGACCAAAACUGACACGGACGGAGUCUGGACCGACCGGAAUCAGCAGAGAGGUGAAAAAUUAUGGCCUCCGGCGAUACGGCAGCGAUCGACACGAUUGACGUGGAGUCAGCGCUGUCCACCAAGAACUCGGAAUACACGACGAGCAGUAGCAACUACAACAAGGAUCAGCUGCUGCACGAGCAGGAUGAAUACGGCAAAUUCAUCAAGGAUACUCCCGGGAAGCAAGUGCUAUCCGAUGGCAUGUCGGCAGAUCAGCCUCUGGCCUCGCGGCCACACCGGCCCAAAUCGGACAAGGAACGGAAGAUUGGUCAUCGGCGGGUGGGCGAAGGUGGCGAAAUUACCUACAAGAAGAUCCAAACCACCCAGAUCAUGGGCUCGAUCCAGCUGGGCAUUCAGCACACGGUUGGCAGCCUGGCCUCGAAACCCCGUCGAGAUCUGUUGAUGAUGGACUUUUGGGAGCUGGAGACGAUAUCAUUCCCCCCGGAGGGCUCCAGCAUGACCCCGGCGCAUCACUUUAGCGAGUUCAAGUUCAAAAUUUAUGCACCGAUAGCGUUUAGGUACUUUCGGGAUCUGUUCGGUAUUCAACCGGAUGAUUUCAUGAUGUCAAUGUGUUCAGCCCCACUGCGGGAGCUCUCGAAUCCGGGUGCGUCCGGGUCGAUAUUCUAUCUAACCGAUGACGACGAGUUCAUCAUCAAGACUGUAAUGCAUAAGGAAGGUGAAUUUCUACAGAAGCUGUUACCAGGAUAUUACAUGAAUCUAAAUCAAAACCCUCGCACGUUGCUGCCGAAAUUUUUCGGACUGUACUGCUACCAGUGCAAUAGUAAAAACGUCCGACUAGUGGCCAUGAACAAUCUGCUGCCGUCGUACGUGAAGAUGCAUUUGAAGUACGAUCUGAAGGGUUCUACCUACAAGCGGAAGGCCAACAAAGCGGAACGCACCAAACCGUCCCCCACCUACAAGGAUCUGGACUUUAUGGAGCACCAUCCGAACGGCAUCUUCCUGGAGGCGGACACUUGCAAUGCACUGAUCAAAACCAUCCAGCGUGACUGUCGGGUGCUGGAGUCUUUUAAGAUAAUGGACUAUUCGCUGCUGGUCGGCAUCCACAAUCUGGAUCUGGCCUUGAAGGAAAAGCAGGAAGCGGCGGCCAAAGCCAAAUCCGAGGGGGAAUCCGACUACGAGGAUGCACCGGAAGCCGACCAGUACAUGGUACAGGAACGGGAAGAACAACGAACGACGGCGCUGAACCGCAGCAGAUCCAUCAACCGACAGCGGCUUGUUGCGCAUUCGACUGCAAUGGAGAGUAUUCAGGCCGAGAGUGAACCGAUCGACGAGGAGGAUGAUGUACCACCGGGUGGUAUCCCUGCGCGCAGCGAAAAGGGCGAGCGGCUCCUACUGUUCAUCGGCAUUAUCGACAUCCUGCAGUCCUAUAGGUUAAGGAAAAAGCUCGAACACACGUGGAAAAGUAUUAUACACGAUGGUGAUACCGUAUCGGUACACCGGCCUUCCUUCUAUGCACAACGCUUUCAGGACUUUAUGGCGAAGACCGUCUUCAAGAAAAUUCCAUCCCUGGAUCUUCCCGAGAUCAAAGGCAAUCAUAGAAAAUUUCGCACGUUGGUCACCAGUUAUAUAGCGCUAAAACAUUCGCCGUCAAAGAGAAAAAGCCUCUCGAAAGCAGCACAGAGAACUAGAAAUGAAGAAACUGAUAGUCAACCUGUAGCAGGUAGUUCCCACCAGCAUCACCACCAUAACCAGCAGCAACGGGAGCAGCAGCAGCAGCAGCAGCAUAAUCAGCAACAGCAGCAACAUCAUCAACAACAGCAACAACAGCAGCAGUUCCAUCCCACGCAGACGCAUUUCAACCAACAUACCACUGGAACGCCCAAGUCUGGCACAUCUCCUUCCUGUUCUUCCACCCCUCCUCCCGCUUUCGACGAUAUCUCCGAGCACGGUAGCAGUAGUCAUCGGCACUCGUCGGACGAUAACAAAACGGGCAGCGGUGGAAGUGGUGGCGGCGGCGGCGGUGUCAUUGGCAGUGGCCUCAGCCGAAGCAGCGGAGGUAUCGGUGACGGUGGCAGCACCGGAGGUACCGUGGACCGGCGGAGCACCUCCUGCCGGAGUGAUAACUACAAGGAAGACUCGAUAAGUAUAUCAGAAAUAAGAUUAGAAAGUCAUUUAGCAGUCGAAUCGUCAUCCAAUAGCAAUUACGGAUCUAGAGGUGCACUAGCGUGGACACCGCCAGCCUCGGUCGAAGGUUCCACCCCGACCUGGACCGAGGGAACGCCUAGCUUUACGGAGUCGAGCUCCAGCGGUGAUAUAGGAACAUUCUCAGGCCAUUCGUCUCCACUGCAUACCACCCUCUCGGAUCGGGAUCGCCACAAGCCAACGGUCGAGAAGGCCCUCAACUCGCUCACGUCCGAAAUGGUAAGCUUUUCCAAAUCGCAUUACUCCUCUUCCGCUUCGUCGGUAUCGGCGUCCUCGUUCAAUGUCAAAAAGCUACACAAACAGGUGAUCUAUGUAAAGAACAGCAGCUGCUCGAGUAUAGAGCAAAGCGGUACCACCAGUGGAUCGAUGGCCGUCAGUCCGGGUGGUUCGGCCGGUGGGUCAACGUCGUCGAUGACGAUGAUGACCACUACCACGACCAGCAGUACCCGGAUGGCGUCCACCGAUCGGCCGUUGGAGUCGGCCGCUUCCAUUACGACCAUCGGUACGACCGACGCAUCCACGACAUCGUCAUCACCGGUGACGGUAUCCGUGGACAAUGGCCUCGGGGCGUCGACCGAUGGUAGUAGCGGUUCGUUGGCCGAUCUCGAGCGCAAUGUACUGCGGAUUAACGAAUGAAUGCCGGCUAGAUGGCAAUUCCCAUUGGAACCGGUCGCAAAAGAAAGUGUAAUCGCAUUGUGAUUUAGAAUAUGUAUUUAUAGCUAUUAUUUAUUGUAUUCUGUUUAACAUAGGUUAUCAUUUUUACAAUUUUACAAUUUCCGGAAAGUACCAUAUGCAAAGUCUACCUAAAUUCACAAAUUGCUUCUGUUCAUCUCUUCGCAUGGAGAAUCUCUGACAUUUAAACACAUUCAUAAACGCGUGUAGAGAGGUUCCGUUUAUACACAUUUGCUUUAAUCACAACGAAUUGAUAUUCGGCUACAUUGUAAUUGAGCUAGAAAGUUUCAUCUGUAAAUACAAUUCACGGCUCGUCAGGGCUGCCACAUCGUUCACUGAAGAUUAGUAGUUAUCACAUCGCGUGGAUAUCCUCAUUAGACCCAUAUCGACCUCUGCAAAUUAUGUAAUUAAAUUUUUGAUUUUUUUUUUUAUAAUUUAUUAUUAGUAAUCAUUAGUUAUAUUAUCUAGAAUAUUCCUCACAAUUAUACAUUUACAGCAGAAAUAUAAAAUCGGACAUGUUAA